AUGACAGUGUGUGGAAUCAUGAUAAUGUGUGGAAUCAUGAUUGUGUGUGGAAUCAUGGUUGUGUGUGGAAUCAUGAUAGUGUGUGAAAUCAUAACUGUGUGUGGAAUCAUGAUUGUGUGUGGAAUCAUGAUAAUGUGUGGAAUCAUGAUAAUGUGUGGAAUCGUGGUGUGUGGAAUCAUGAUAGUGUAUAUAAUCAUGAUUGUGUGUGGAAUCAUGAUAGUGUGUGGAACCAUGGUUGUGUGUAGAAUCAUGAUAGUGUGUGGAACCAUGGUUGUGUGUAGAAUCAUGAUAGUGUGUGGAACCAUGGUUGUGUGUAGAAUCAUGAUAGUGUGUGGAACCAUGGUUGUGUGUAGAAUCAUGAUAGUGUGUGGAACCAUGGUUGUGUGUAGAAUCAUCAUAGUGUCUGGAAUCAUGGUAGAGUGUGUAAUCAUGAUAGUGUGUGGAAUCAUGAUUGUUUGUAGAAUCACGUUAGUGUAUAUAAUCAUGAUAGUGUGUGGAAUCAUGAUAGUGUAUACAAUCAUGAUAGUGUAUACAAUCAUGAUAGUUUAUACAAUCAUGAUAGUGUCUGGAAUCAUGGUAGUGUGUGGAAUCAUGAUAGUGUGUGGAAUCAUCAUAGUGUGUAGAAUCAUGAUAGUGUGUGGAAUCAUGAUAGUGUGUAGAAUCAUGAUAGUGUGUGGAAUCAUGGUAGUGUGUGGAAUCAUGGUAGUGUGUGGAAUCAUGAUAGUGUAUGGAAUCAUGAUAGUGUCUAAAAUCAUGAUAGUGUGUAGAAUCAUGAUAGUGUGUGGAAUCAUAAUAGUGUGUGGAAUUAUGAUAGUGUGUGGAAUUAUGAUAGUGUGUGGAAUCAUUAUAGUGUCUAAAAUCAUGAUAAUGUGUGGAAUCAUGAUAGUGUGUGGAAUCAUAAUAGUGUGUGGAAUCAAUAUAUUGUGUGGAAUCAUGAUAUUGUAUCGUGGAAUCAUGAUAAUGUGUGGAAUCAUGAUAGUGUAUGAAAUCAUGAUAGUGUGUGGAAUCAUGAUAAUGUGUGGAAUCAUGAUAGUGUGUGGAAUCAUAAUAGUGUGUUGA
Gigantopelta aegis is the source of this 1059-nucleotide messenger RNA. RefSeq lists its product as uncharacterized. The record is from RefSeq and is a predicted model, not a curated record. The transcript has a single exon. Bases 1 to 1059 code for a protein of 352 amino acids. NCBI's taxonomy places the organism in Eukaryota, Metazoa, Mollusca, Gastropoda, Neomphalida, Peltospiridae.